AUUCGCUCCGAGAGGACUUGGACAAGCUCAACGAGGAGGCCAGCGAAAAAGACUUUUCUCAAAUAAGGCGUACAAUUUUGGACGUAAUAGAACAACGUCAGAAAGCCGAUGCUCAGAUGGACUCCUUGAAAACAGUCGUGGAGAAAAUGAAACAUGUCUGGGAAGACAUGGAGCGGCUGCGGAGGACGCAGGGGUACACCAGCACCACUGUGAACUUGAAGUUUCGCAGAAGGUACAGCGACAGAGAGGUGGAAUAUAUAACACCUCAGGAGGGACCAACCGAAGAGGAACUGUUUUCUGAAGAGGUAGAACUAAGGAAGUUGCUCCAACAACUACAGUGGAUGGAAUAUGAGAAGAAGCUGCACCUCUGGCAUCAACAGAAACGCCUCAAGCAGAGGGAAGGCGUCGACGGUGAAGAAUUGGAAGCGGACAAGCCGGACCCUCCGGCUGACGUCGUCGAAUCAGAAAUCGCCGAACUCGUUCGUCAGAGGGUCGAGAAGCAACGAGAGGUGACAGGAUGCGUGGCAUACCUGACUCGAGGCAAAACCACACCUGUUCACCAGUGCCCCAGCGAAGAACAGCAGCGGAGACAAGACGUGGCGAAAACCAGCGUUCACAUCAGAAUCAUGUUCAACGAGAAGGAGGUCUGCAAGACGGACACGAGACCACUCGGCGAGGAGUUCAUGGUGGUUUGGGGUCAGAUAUUUGCGUUGCGAAUCCUACAGUUCCCGAGGACAAUCAGCCUUGAGGUGUACGAGACCAGGGGUGUGCUGUCUCAGAAGCUGGCCGACGUGCCCGUGCCAGGUCCCGGACGCCGAACAGACCACGACGAACACUCACCUCUCAGCCGUGGACUUUGCCAGCGAGAAGACCGUGUCCUCAUCGCACGCUGGCGUCGGCUGUGGCGUCCGCCUCGAUGUGGGUCGCGGAGGUCCCCUCUGGCUGAGCCUCAGCGGCGAGCUCACCUGCAGCCUUGCGUGGACGGACAGCGCCGCCGGCCGAAACGUCGUCAUCCGCACCGGCACCGCCCUGAACGCUCGAGGAGGGCUGGGAAAGGAAGGCUCGGCACCAUCCUCAACCGGUCCAAACUGAGAGCCCUGGCGCAGGAGCCGCAGGGCAGCGGGAUGCUUCCAGCAAGAGACAAAGGCAGCGGCGGCCUGGAGUUCUGCGACAAGGCCGAGCUGGAGAGGAACCCGCGGUUCUCGCUGCUUCUGCUGCGGAAUUCUGGUGUCGCGGAGUUCCGGGACUUCGCCAUGGUGCCGCUCAUGACCAACGAGUACACCAUCUCGCUCAUGGAGAAAAUCUACGCGAGGGAAACCCGCAAGGCAAGCCUCACAGGCCACCACGAUCCAAUCGAAGCUCGGCAGGCACGGAUGUCGCACGCCAUCAAGGAGAUGCGAGAGCAGGUCUUGAGACAAGUGUACGAGUCGCAGUCACACAGGGUUUUGGAAGACGUCGUGAUCGAGGAGAAAAUGCCGUUCAUUGGUUCCCUGGGCUUCGGCCUUCUGAAGCUGGCCAAGCGGCGGCGUCCCCUGCGUCCGAGUCGCCGAGAGCGCCGUCGCGUGACGGGCCAGAGCGCGGCGGCCGCCGACGCCGAGAUCCUGGUCACCGUGCUCAGGGCGUCCAACGUGCCCGUGCGAAGGGACCCCGACGCCUCCUCCGUGCACAGGGUGCCGAGGGCAACCGCCUAUUCGGGCAUCUUGGACGACGUGGUGGAGUACCAGGUGCGCCCUUUCGUCGAGGUGAUGUUCCAGCAACGCACGGCGCGAACUUUUGUCGCCGAUGGACCGCACCCCACAUGGAACCAGGAACUGCGGCUUCCCAUCACUCCCGAAGAGGGAGUGGUGAAGGACGUGAUCUACCUGAACCUGUUCGACGAAGUGGUGCUCGACCUCCUGGAGGACGACCGUGAGCGCCACAGUACCGUGUACCAGCGGCUGGAGAGGCGCUGGCUUGGCAGCCUCAAGAUACCCUUCUCCACGCUCUACAUCAACGCCAAGAUCGAAGGCACGUUCAGGGUCGACGUUCCCGUGGUGCUGCUGGGCUACGCGCACGAGGUGAAGCCGUGGUCCCCGGCCCAGGACGCGCCUGCCUCGAGUACCUACGUGUCCUUCUACAUGACGGUGGAGCCGGGGUUGCAGUCGCCGGAGGUGCUCAGGGCGCGGUGCGACAGCAGCGAGCCCCCGCAGCUGGUGCAGCAAGCCGAGGAGUGGCAGAGCUCGUUCGAGUCCCGCUACCCUCGUCGCUUCGUCAAGGCGCUCGCCAUGGACGCCUCGGGCAAGUGGGUCUUCGUGCCGCGCUUCCUGCGACCCCUGGCGCCGCCCCAGCAACUUCUGGACGCGGCCAGGCGCCCCAGCUUCGUCGAGGAAGCCUCGGCUACGGCGAGAGACAUCAUGGCGCUGGCUGCUCGCUUCGUGUCCUUGAUACCGACGCUGUCAGAUAGCGUGCUGUUUCCAGGGCUUUGUGACAUUUGGAGCACCUGCGACCAAUUCCUGCGCGUGCUGACGGGUGACGAAGAGGAGCACGCCCUGUUGCUCUGCAACUACUUCUUGCACCUGGGCACCGAGGCGUACCUGUUGCUGGGCAGCGGCAUACCCGAGGGCCAGACAGCGUACGUGCUCACCCUCGAGCAGCGCGCCGGUAGGAACCGCGACGGCGACGUGCGCAUCUGGAACGCCGUCACGGGACGUUCGUACAGCGCCACCGACAGCUACGGGCCGCUGCAGACCGUCGGGUGCCUCGUCGGCACCGACAACAUCUGGGCCAACGUGCAGAAGCACGAGCACCCUUCGAGGCUUUCUUACAACUUGAGCAAGUCGAGUCACUGGAAGCCGUUCUUCGCCAAGGGAAAAGGGCCGCCGACUCUCGACUCCGUUCAGCCGAGCGAGCUCUCGUACGAGCCGACGGACCACUCGUACGUGACCCGGCUGCAGCAGAAGAUCGAGUAUGCGCUGAAGGAGAGCGUGAUGAAGUGGCGCAAGCGGUUCCGCACCUCCUGGAACCGCUACGCGAGCCAGGUGCUCCGCAAGAUACUGCCCAGGCUCGAGUCCAUGGCGUCGACAUCGACCAGCACCGACGACAUCCAGGAACUCUCCGAGAUACUCACUUCUUACAAGAUGAGUGGUUUCCCGCUGUCGAUGAGCUUCACCGAUGUGGAGACAGUCAUAGAGACCGUGCUGUCCACCGGAGUUCACCUGACAGAGGCCAGAAACGUGGAGUUUGCCUUGGCCGUCCACAUCCAUCCCUACCCGUCCGGUGUGCUCGCCGUCUGGGUGUACAUUGCGGCGCUUACGAGAAAGGCUUGAGCGCUCGGAAUGUCGUAGUAAUCGCGGUAUAUAUGUGUUAAGCAUUGGCGCUUGUCAAUGAACAGAGUAAAUAAAUAAAU
Messenger RNA from Dermacentor silvarum, 3385 nucleotides. RefSeq names its product coiled-coil and C2 domain-containing protein 2A-like (gene Cc2d2a). Lineage: Eukaryota; Metazoa; Arthropoda; Arachnida; Ixodida; Ixodidae. The record is from RefSeq and is a predicted model, not a curated record. Gene Ontology annotation, biological process: protein localization to ciliary transition zone; non-motile cilium assembly. The transcript is spliced from 24 exons. Gene Ontology annotation, cellular component: ciliary transition zone. The coding region runs from base 117 to 3305 and encodes 1062 amino acids.